This is a messenger RNA of Ipomoea nil (Japanese morning glory), 1746 nucleotides long. Its product is annotated as periaxin-like. The record is from RefSeq and is a predicted model, not a curated record. NCBI's taxonomy places the organism in Eukaryota, Viridiplantae, Streptophyta, Magnoliopsida, Solanales, Convolvulaceae. The coding region runs from base 188 to 1633 and encodes 481 amino acids. The transcript is spliced from 4 exons.
AGUUGAACUAACACAUGCAUUUUUCUUCCUACUAACUUCUUUUCUUCUUCUUGUUCUCCACAUCCCACUUCUAUAUAAACUUGGGCAGAUACAAUCCCAGGACAUAACAAAAACAAUCCAAUACAAGCUGAAAUAGAAACAGAAUAUCUAUCUAUCUUCUUGAAAAAGUACGUCUUCAUCACCAAUAAUGGCUCAUCAUCCCAACCCAUCCUUUCUCUUGCUUUUCUUGAUCACUCUGUCAGCGGUGGUGAUCGGCAGCAUUCAAACCGAGGCCAGACACCUUCUGGAGACAACCUCGCCGGAGCUUCCUAAGCCUGAAAUCCCAACAUUACCAAAGCCUGAGGUCCCAGAAAUUCCAAAGCCUAAGCUCCCUGAAAUUCCCAAACCUGAGCUGCCACACUUCCCAAAACCUCAGGUGCCGGAAAUUCCAAAGCCCAAGCUGCCUGAAAUCCCCAAACCUGAACUGCCACACUUCCCAAAACCUCAAAUGCCGGAAAUUCCAAAGCCCAAGAUGCCUGAAAUCUCCAAGCCUCAAGUACCAGAGGUUCCAAAGCCUCAGGUCCCGGAAAUUCCAAAGCCCAAGAUACCUGAAAUCUCCAAACCUCAAGUACUCGAGAUUCCAAAGUCUCAUGUGCCGGAAAUUCCACAGUCCAAGAUGCCUGAAAUCCCCAAACCUCAAGUACCAGAGGUUCCAAAGCCACAGGUGCCGGAAAUUCCAAAGCCCAAGAUGCCUGAAAUCCCCAAACCUAAAGUACCAGAGAUUCCAAAGCCUCAGGUCCCAGAAAUUCCAAAACCCAAGCUGCCUGAAAUCCCCAAACCUGAGCUGCCACAGUUCCCAAAACCUCAAAUACCGGCGAUUCCAAAACCUCAGGUGCCGGAAAUUCCAAAGCCCAAGAUGCCUGAAAUUCCCAAACCUCAAGUACCAGAGGUUCCAAAGCCUCAGGUCCCAGAAAUUCCAAAGCCUAAGCUGCCUGAAAUCUCCAAACCUCAAGUACCAGAUAUUCCAAAGCCUCAGGUGCCUGAAAUUCCAAAGCCUAAGAUGCUUGAAAUCCCCAAACCUCAAGUACCAGAGGUUCCAAAGCCUCAGGUGCGAGAAAUUCCAAAGCCCAAGAUGCCUGAAUUUCCCAAACCUCAAGUACCAGAGAUUCCAAAGCCUCAGGUGCCAGAAAUUCCACAGCCCAAGAUGCCUGAACUUCCCAAACCUCAAGUACCGGAGAUUCCAAAGCCUCAUAUGCCAGAAAUUUUAAAGCCCAAGAUGCCUGAAAUCCCCAAACCUCAAGUACCAGAGGUUCCAAAGCCUAAGGUGCCUGAGAUUCCAAAGCCCAAGAUGCCUGAAAUCCCCAAACCUCAAGUACCAGAGGUUCCAAAGCCACAUGUGCCGGAAAUUCCAAAGCCUAAGAUGCCUGAAAUUUCCAAACCUCAAGUACCAGAGAUUCCAAAGCCUCAGGUGCCGGAAAUUCCACAGCCCAAGAUGCCUGAAAUCCCCAAACCUCAAGUACCGGAGAUUCCAAAGCCUCAGGUGCCUGAGAUUCCAAAACCGGAGCUACCAACACUCCCAAAGCCUCAGGUGCCGGAGAUUCCAAAACCUGAGCAGCCAGCAUUUCCCAAGCCAGAGCUCCCAAAGAAGCCAUGAUUUCUUAAACGCUUGCUUACCAUCAUGCGUUUAGAUUCUCCAGAUUUCUCAGAAUAUUUACAGUUCAUGAUAUACUAUACAUUCAUCUUAUACUAUUUUACAUUUCAUUUAUA